AUGGAAAUACAACGAACACUAAAACCUGUAGAAUUCAUUUUCACAACCAAAGAGCAAGGUGAAGGAGUGGGAGCUAAGGUCAGGAGAUACAUUGGGGGUCGUCAUAUUCCCAACCUUGAUCCGUUCUUGAUGCUUGACAUGGCAAGAGUAAAGCUCCCUGCUGCCUUCCCUGACCAUCCUCAUAGGGGCUUUGAAACAGUCUCAUAUAACUUGCAGGGUGAGUUCCUUCAUGAAGAUUUCAGAGGACAUAAAGGCAGGCUAGGACCUGGGGAUGUGCAGUGGAUGACAGCUGGGAGAGGCAUAAUGCAUUCUGAGAUUCCAUCUAGCUAUGAUGAAGAAUCUAUUGGCUUCCAGUUAUGGAUUAACUUGGACAAAAAGAACAAAUUCUGUGAGCCACGCUAUUAAGAGAUCAAGAAGGAAAAUAUUCCUGUUUAUCAGAAAGAUAGUUCAUUUAAAGCAAAGGUAAUUUCAGGCGAAGUGCUUGGUGUCAAGGGACCUAUUGAGGCAGUCACACCUACAUACUACAUUGACUUUACAAUGGAUAGGGGCUAGAAAUAUGAUCAUCCGAUUCCUGCAGGCUGGAACUCCUUUAUACUUGUUUACAAGGGAAAGAUAGCUAUUUAGGAUGAUGAAAGCAAAUAAGUUGCUGAAGGUCAGGCUGCAUUAUUCGAGUUAACUGAAGGAGAAGAGUAAGUGAUUAGACUUCAAUCUCUAGAAGACCAGACUGGGCUUAUUUUAUUGGCAGGCAAGCCAAUUAAUGAACCAAUUGUCCAGGGUGGUCCAUUCGUAUUGAAUACAAAGGAAGAACUAAUGCAGGCAUAUUCUGAUUUUUAAAAUGGAGUCAACGGAUUCGAGGGUGCAAAUACUUGGAAGUCUCAAAAUAGAAAAAUGAUGGUAAAACGCUAAUGA
Stylonychia lemnae is the source of this 909-nucleotide messenger RNA. The record is from the annotation of a GenBank genome assembly. Lineage: Eukaryota; Ciliophora; Spirotrichea; Sporadotrichida; Oxytrichidae.